Messenger RNA from Pestalotiopsis fici W106-1, 1821 nucleotides. RefSeq lists its product as uncharacterized. The coding region runs from base 1 to 1821 and encodes 606 amino acids. The record is from RefSeq and is a predicted model, not a curated record. The transcript has 5 exons. NCBI's taxonomy places the organism in Eukaryota, Fungi, Ascomycota, Sordariomycetes, Amphisphaeriales, Sporocadaceae.
AUGCUGCGACCUAGACCAGGGAGACAGCAGUGCAAGUGGAACGGUCUUGGCAGUCAUCUCCGUUGCUACGUCGGCACACCCACCGGUCACAGCGCCGCUCGACUUGUAUCCCAAUCUCCAGACCCAGACACCGUCACGACAUCAUCUGAAUCAACUUCGACCACGGCGUCGCUCAAAGAUUCCACCGCAACCACGUUGCCCGACCAGCAGGAGGUGCAGUCCGGACUGUCAACUGUCAUCGAGUCGCUCCGACCCGACCAACCACCCCCGGAACUGACAACCCCCGACGACAAGGCCCACUCGGACGAGAUUGACCUCGACGACCAAGACGACGAAGGAGAGGACCAAGACCACCAGGACUUCAAUCGCCGCCGUUCGCCUCCCCCACGCUACCCUGACGCCGCAUCUUCAGCCUCGGCCUCGACCUCCUUCUCCCUCCCUGCCACGCGCUCAUCAGCGCUUCCGCCCUUCUCCAGCCUCUACCAGUUCGCCUCUGCUGAGGAUCUAGCCGACGACCAUUUCCAGCUUCCCUCGUCCUGCUCACGUGGACCGGCCUCUGAAACAGCUGCAUCUUCUGCGACUGCAGCUCCAGCCUACGCGCCGCCAUCUUCCAACUUUCUAGGUCAACCCGCUCCUACAUCAUCCAGCGGCUUGCGAAACGCCGUUGCCGAGACCAAACGUGCACUUCCGCAAGACAACAAAGCCGGCUCAUCAGCUCAAAAGGGCGAAGACUCGGACGAAGCGCCUCCUGCAUACGAAGAAGGUUAUAGUCCGCUCUUGUCAUUCUCUUAUCUAAUGGCUGCUGCCGGAGGAGCAUCGAGUAUUAUUACUCAAGUCCAACAGGGCGGCCCGCCCAUCAAUGCUAUCGGAGAUGUUGGCGCCGAUGAGACCAUCACCAUGGACUUGCGGGGCACCCGCUUCGUACUGUCCAGAGAUGAGCUCUUGACAUUGCCUGAAUUUGUUCUCCUGUCACUUUUCCCCAACGGCUUGUUUCCCGAAGGCCACAUGGGUGGCUUUGCCGAAGGUGAUGCCGUUCAAGUUGAUGUUAGUUCCCAGGCCAUAACUUCUGCGAUCCCUACCCCUUUGCUGCCAAAUCCUAUUAUCAACUCCAGUCUCACUCACUCGUCAACCACUCGCAAUUUACUCUCAAAUAUCAAUAUGCAUUUCACUGACCUCACCUCCCAGUAUGACCCUGCAUCUCUCCAGUAUAUGCUAGACUUCUUCCGCAAUGUUGCACAGACUAUUCCCACUGAAGCAUCUCCUAAUGCCUCGCCUGAUGGAGGAGUGACGCCCAUUGACUCUCUUGGUGGCGGAAGAGACGAUGGAAGCAAGCGUGCAGGUAUCAUUGUUCUUAGGGAGGACCUGGACUUUUACGUCAUCCCUCCGAGGGCAGACAUUGAGCAAAAGGAGAUGAUUGAGGUCAAGAGAGCCGCCGCGCGUGCUUUGUUGAAGCAGGACGGCAUCUUUUCGGGCUUGAAGAGAAGCGACGAGCCAGGUACCACCGAGGCGCAUCUGAUUGAGAUGCUCACAGCGGGCGGCUUCAACCACGACGACACAUGGGGUCACCGAGCCGGAGAGCCCAACAAGGCUGUCGUCUGCAGUCUUGCGCUGGCUAGACUACGCAGCGAUAUCCGUGGUAACGAUAUGGGUGGCAACGCAGUCGGCAUGGCCCAGAAGCUGCUUCUCUUCUGGCGCAAGCCUGCUCGCCGUUGCUGGUGGGAGGGCGUAGACCUGAAUGACGUGGAAGGCAUUGACGGCACAUUGAAGGUCUGGAUCCGCAGGGUGUGGACGCUUGAGAUGAGCGUCAUUGGUCUACGAUAG